Huiozyma naganishii CBS 8797 is the source of this 1062-nucleotide messenger RNA. RefSeq names its product aldo/keto reductase family protein. The coding region runs from base 1 to 1062 and encodes 353 amino acids. The record is from RefSeq and is a predicted model, not a curated record. The transcript has a single exon. Gene Ontology annotation, cellular component: cytoplasm. NCBI's taxonomy places the organism in Eukaryota, Fungi, Ascomycota, Saccharomycetes, Saccharomycetales, Saccharomycetaceae.
AUGGCAGCCACUUCCAAAAUUAUUCCUUCCGUUCAAAGUAUCAAAGCAGAGCUUAGCAAAGUGAGCACUGGUUACGGGUUGAUGUCUUUGACAUGGAGACCAACACCAGCCCCACAGGAAAAGGCUUUCGCAGCGAUGAAGAAAGUUGUCGAGUACGCCACUGCCAGUAAGUGUAAGGCUUUCUUCAACGUCGGUGAGUUUUAUGGGCCUGACAGAAUGAACUUGACAUACGUGAGGGAUUUCUUCAAGCAGAACCCAACUCUUAGAGAGCACGUUAUUAUCAGUUGCAAAGGUGCGCUAGAUGUUCACACGUUCCUUUCAAAGGGUAAGUACCAGGACGUUCUUGACAGUGUCUCCAACUCUGUCGAGGCAAUUGGUGGUUACAUUGACAUCUUUGAAGUUGCUAGAUUGGACAAUGGAAUUGUCCCUGCUGGCGAGGUCUAUCCGAAGGAGUCCUUUGAAGCAUUGGCUAAAAUGGUCGACGAGGGUAAAAUUGGGGGUAUCUCGCUGAGCGAGGUGAACGAAGGACACAUCAGAGCAAUUGCCAAAGAUUUUGGACCUUAUUUGACUUGUGUGGAGGUGGAACUAUCUUUGUUCUCUACGCACAUCCUAAAGGACGGCGUUGCCAAGGCCUGUAGCGACUUGGAACUGAUCAUCAUCUGCUACUCUCCAUUGGGGAGAGGUCUGCUUUCCGGGGAGAUCAAAUCCAAUGAUGACAUCCCUGUGGGAGACAUCAGAAAGACGAUGAAGAGAUUCAAUGGGGAAUGGUUACAACAGAACUUGAAGCUGACCGAGUUCUUACGGGAUGAGAUUAUCAACAAACGUCCUCAGGAGUCAAGAAUCUCGCUUCCACAAGUAGCUUUGGGCUGGAUCAAGAAAUGGAACCAUAACCCAGAGUUCCCUGGAACCCGGUUCAUCCCAAUCCCAUCUGGUUCUGGCGUCUCCAGAGUUGAAGAGAAUUUCGAUGAGGCUAAAGUCCAAAUUUCAGAAGCGGAAUUCGAAAUGAUUAACAAGUACUUGAAGGAAUUUGUCACCUCGGGAGACAGAUACGAGCAAGCUUAA